Messenger RNA from Xyrauchen texanus (razorback sucker), 1029 nucleotides. Its product is annotated as meiotic recombination protein DMC1/LIM15 homolog. The record is from RefSeq and is a predicted model, not a curated record. The transcript is spliced from 13 exons. Gene Ontology annotation, molecular function: DNA strand exchange activity; ATP-dependent DNA damage sensor activity; single-stranded DNA binding. Gene Ontology annotation, cellular component: condensed nuclear chromosome; nucleus. Bases 1 to 1029 code for a protein of 342 amino acids. NCBI's taxonomy places the organism in Eukaryota, Metazoa, Chordata, Actinopteri, Cypriniformes, Catostomidae. Gene Ontology annotation, biological process: chromosome organization involved in meiotic cell cycle; DNA recombinase assembly; reciprocal meiotic recombination.
AUGAAGGUUAUGGAAGACCAAGCUUUGGAGGAAGAGACGGGCUUUCAGGAUGAUGAGGAAUCCUUUUUUCAAGACAUAGAGCUCUUACAGAAGCAUGGCAUUAACAUGGCUGACAUCAAGAAGCUGAAGUCUGUGGGGAUUUGUACCGUGAAAGGGAUCCAGAUGACCACACGCCGUGCUCUCUGUAAUGUUAAGGGGCUGUCUGAGGCUAAAGUGGACAAAAUAAAGGAAGCAGCUGGAAAGUUGCUGUAUUGUGGGUUUCAAACAGCUUCUGAAUAUAGUGUGAAAAGGAAACAAGUCUUCCACAUCUCAACUGGCAGUUUGGAAUUUGAUAAACUUCUUGGAGGAGGUGUGGAGAGUAUGGCCAUUACUGAAGCUUUUGGUGAGUUCAGAACUGGAAAGACUCAACUCUCUCAUACCCUGUGUGUAACUGCUCAGCUGCCUGGAGAGUAUGGGUACACAGGAGGAAAAGUCAUCUUCAUUGAUUCUGAAAACACCUUUCGCCCAGAGAGGCUGAGGGACAUUGCUGACAGGUUCAAUGUGGAUCAUGAAGCUGUAUUGGAUAAUGUGCUGUACGCCCGUGCUUAUACAAGUGAGCACCAAAUGGAAUUAUUAGACUUUGUUGCAGCCAAGUUUCAUGAGGAGGGAGGUGUCUUCAAACUUCUGAUAAUAGACUCAAUUAUGGCUCUUUUCCGGGUGGACUUCUCUGGAAGAGGUGAGCUCGCUGAAAGACAGCAGAAGCUUGCACAAAUGCUCUCUAGACUGCAAAAGAUUUCUGAAGAAUACAACGUUGCAGUAUUUGUUACAAAUCAAAUGACUGCAGAUCCAGGAGCUGGAAUGACAUUUCAAGCAGAUCCCAAAAAGCCUAUUGGAGGACACAUACUGGCACAUGCCUCCACCACACGCAUCAGCUUGAGAAAAGGACGUGCUGAGCUGAGAAUUGCCAAGAUAUUUGAUAGCCCAGACAUGCCAGAAAAUGAGGCUACCUUUGCCAUUACUGCCGGAGGAAUAACAGAUGCUAAAGACUAG